Molecule: messenger RNA, 1881 nt
Organism: Plasmodium coatneyi
Lineage: Eukaryota; Apicomplexa; Aconoidasida; Haemosporida; Plasmodiidae
Exons: 1
Coding region: 1-1881 (626 amino acids)
Molecular function (GO): protein binding
Source: RefSeq, a predicted model, not a curated record
AUGACUAAGUUUGGGACUCUCCUCAGCGUGUGCUACAUACUUUUCCACUUUUGCGGGGCAUUCAAGCUACCGCAUUGUUGCGAAAGGUUAGUGUUGUGGAGUGGAGAAGGACAGCCCAAUCGCGCCUCUCAACGGCACUACAUCCAUCCUAGAAUAGCGAACGCGGCAGAAAGGAGAGGAAGCAAUGUUCCUCCCUGCUACCACAACGCAUUUCGCAACCAUGGGGGGAAUAAGCACACUAAGCUGUUUUACAGAAGCAAAAAGGAAAGGGACAUCCAGGAGUCAGGCUACAUGUAUCCCUUCGACCACUUAGAGAAGAAAAAAACGAAAUUUCCUCCGGACCCCUACCAGCCAAGUGAAGAAGAGAGGGAAGCAAACGAGGCAGAUAUGUUCGAUGAUCAGAUGAACGAUGAUGAGCUGCUCACCUUUGACGAGGACGACGAUGCGAAAAGGCACUUUGGGGAGACAACCUUCAACGCGCCUAUCGGUGUGCAGAACUCGAAGGGGGAAAAACACGACAAUGAUGCGAAUGACGGGGAUCCGCAUGGGGAGGAUGAACUGAUCCCGCACGAACUCGUGGAGGAGGCCGCAAAGGGGAAUGCUGCUCCAGAAGAACCGCAACACGAAAGGGAGGUGGUAAAAAUCACAGUGCAUUCCUCAGAAGAACAGAGAAUCAAUGCCGAAAUGAUGAAAGACCAGCUGUAUUACCUGUUUCACUCCUCCAUGGACAGCGCCUUCAUCCAGUUUUUUCGACUGCAAAUCGAGUUGUCCAUCCGUGACGAUGAGAAGAACAUAUCGGUAGGGUACACCUUUGGGGAAAGCAAUUACAAAGCGCGAAUAUCGUGUGUGGAAGACUUAAUAAACUUUUCCCACCGUUUGCAAAAAUUGUUGACCAGCAGAAUAGAAGAUGCUCAAAAGGACAAAACCGAUGGAGAGUUGACCUACUUGACUAAAAGCAUGCGGAAAGAACUCGAGAAGGGAAAAAAACAAAGGAACAUUACACACACUUCAAAAAGGAACUUGCAAAUGAGCAUCGAAUCGUCCUUAAAGCUGAUAGAAAAGUGCAAAGAAAAGUUGUACAGGCAAAACUAUGAACGUACUUUGCACGAUUUGAAAUUAGCAUACAAUAUGUUGCCGUGUAAAUAUUAUGGAUUUUUCCUCUCUAGCAUUUGUGCAAACAUAUCCAUGCUGUCCUACUACACAAAUGACAUGCAAGGCGCUCUUAACUUUGCGCUAAAGGCAAUAAAGUACGAACCGAAGGACGCAUUGGCAUGGAAAUGUCUCGGAGAUGCAUACAGAAGCUUCCGCAAAUUUUGGCAGGCCUAUAAUUUUUACGACAUAGCAAUACACUUGGGCUAUAAAGACGACAAGGGGGAGAACUUCAAAGAAAUCGUGGCCGAGUUAAACAAACUAGCCAUGGCUGCUUUGAAAAAGGUAGAUAUUUUAAAAGAAAAUAUGAACAACUGCACCAACGUUGUCGUGAAGAAGAACAUCGGAAUUGUGUUGAAUAAGAAUCCGGAUUCGAUUGGGGGCUGUUACGUGUCCUACAUCAUUGAGGGGGGGAAAGCGAGCAAAAAAGAUUUCCACCAUGGAGACCAAAUUGUUGCACUGAACAAUAUUGUUACGUAUGGGAAGCCAAUUGACUUUUGUUUGAAGGCUUUCCAAAAGAAUGAGGGCUCCUACGACAUUGUUUUUUUCAGGGGAAACAUUAUCGAGCUGUACGGCCUGCGCGCCUACAAAUAUUUGAUCGACCAAGGUUUGUUUCACACCCUCUUCGAAAAUGAGAAAAUCGCGUCCUUCAAGCGAAAUGAGACCAUUUUGUUUGACUUGCGUGGGUUCGGCACCUUUUCCGAGUACGGCGUGUCCAAGGGGGGAUCGUAA